Molecule: messenger RNA, 2179 nt
Organism: Phragmites australis (common reed)
Lineage: Eukaryota; Viridiplantae; Streptophyta; Magnoliopsida; Poales; Poaceae
Exons: 2
Coding region: 821-2065 (414 amino acids)
Source: RefSeq, a predicted model, not a curated record
CAUCACUAGCCCAAAAGUCUUCUCCCAGCUCUCAUAUUUCUCUGCACCGGCCAACCUGCUCCACAUGCCCCUGAUCUUUUCCCCGGAGCCCAAAAUCAACUUGGUCUUCUCCUUGCUCCUCUCCUCUUCCUUCACCUUCAAGGAUUCCCCCCAGCACCAUACACACACCAUGCAUACAUAUACACAGUAGCGGCAACACAUCUGCUCUCCUCUUCCUAACCCCUGCACACACGGGCAUAGAAGCACACCACAUCGCAGCAGCAUCAGCUCCAUCCAGCCUUCCCCGCCGUGUCCUUCAUCGCCUAGCAGUCCUACACCACUUGGCCGUGUCAGGCCGGUGCGCCGCGCCACUGUGUCAUCGUCCCAUGACGUUGUGCUGUGCUCUGCUCCUCCUCGCUCAUGUGCCCGUCGCCGUCCAUGCGCGGAGCGCUGAGUUCGAGGAUUUCUACCUAUACGAGGACGUCGGUUCGUUGUUGCGACGUUCGAUCGCACAAAAGGUAUUAUCCAUGUUUCAUUUCUAAGAUCAUCAUCAAAGCAUAAGUCUUUAUAUAAUUGGGAAUCACAUAGCACUGUCAUUCUGAGAGUCUUCAAUCAUUUGGCAUGGUCCCUCGUAUGGCUAUAUAAAGUUUCCUCUUUUUCUUUUUUUUUACGUGUAAUGAGUUGGACAUUAACAGCCAUCAGAUUUUAUUUAUUUUUUAUUUUUUAGAUGGCACAACCACGUUCCCAACUUGGUAGGCUACCCCUUUCCUGCGUGGCUCAAACUCAAAUAUAUGAACCAACAACUAGUGAAACGGCUAAUCCUGUUAUAAAAGAACAGUAGAUGACGAAAGGCGAGAUGGAUACUAGCGAGCGUGUGUGGAGAUCGGCCUCUAGUUUUUUUAGCUCGUUGUUUCCACCCGUUUGCACCCAUACGUCAAUUGACAAAGCUCUCACAUUGGGCAAUAGAAUAGUAUCAGAAGGUCUUGGUUGGGAGGACUACGACAUUGAGUAUAUCUCGCUCCCUACAGGAUAUAUUGAAUGGGGAACUGCGGUUUUAGAGAAACAUUCUUUUAACUUGAGAGGGGAUGGCAAAGGCACUGAUUAUAUUUAUGGAGCCAUUUAUUGCUCCUUAGGUAAAUACAGUGUUUCACCCUCCUUGCUGAAAUCUUUAUUGGAGAGAUGGAAUCCACAAACGAACACCUUCUUAUUUCGAUAUGGUGAGCGCACUAUAACCCUUUUGGACAUGCAUUGGGUGGGUUUAUCACUGGAUGGAGAAUUUUAUGAGGAGUUUAUCCCGCCUCAAGAUGAACUGGAAUCCUCUCUUUUGCUGUACACGAAGUGCUUAUCACAUCUCUUAACAAUAUGGGCAGACCUAGCAGCGGGUAGCAACAAGGUGUCAUUCCAACAGUGGUGUGACUAUUUCCAUAACGGUCUUGGUGGUCCUUUUCAUCCAAACAAUAGCGAAUCCUCACGACUCUAUACCGCUGCCUUUUUGGCACUCUGGCUUUGCGGUUUUGUGGUCAUCGGGGGAGGAUCAUGUAUUAGACCUGACACAUUGGUGAUGGCUUCAUGGAUGGCAUUAGGACGUUGGUUCGCCUUAGCUCAGUCGGCCCUAUGCUCUUUGUAUUAUUCUUUAAGACUGAUGAGUACCCAUCCAGCUGGUCCUUCUUAUAUGAAAAGAGCUUGGCAUGUUCAAUAUGUCAUUGGCUGGAUGGGUGCUUAUCUGAAAGGCAUAUUUGGCCAAAAAAUGAAGAAACCCCAUAUUCCCGUUUUCAAGCAUUGUGCACGAAAACCAACUAUGGUGAACACCAUGUUCAGACCUGCAAACCACUAUAGUCCCAAAGAAUCAUUUGAAUUUUUAUGGAGAGAUGUCAAUGCUACAUGGUACCCCUACAAUUUGACAAAGCCACAUAAUGCGAAUCGGCCUAUACUAUCUUCAUUUGGGGUUGGCAGGAUAUUUUAUCUAUCUAUUCGUCACGGUAUGCUCCCGUGGAGGCGCUGUGAACUUUAUAUUGCUGAACCAUAUCAUCCGGAUCGUGUAGCCCGACAGUUUAGAUUGGAUCAGAUCAUACCGUACCCCCGUUAGCGAGUUUGUACACUGAGGAAGACUAUGGAAUUGCAUAUGCUCAUUGGACACAUCUCUUGCGCCCCGUGCAAGAGGAUCAAAAUAUUAUCCAAGAUGAAUCUCAUCGUGGCAGUU